Molecule: messenger RNA, 3383 nt
Organism: Aedes aegypti (yellow fever mosquito)
Lineage: Eukaryota; Metazoa; Arthropoda; Insecta; Diptera; Culicidae
Exons: 3
Coding region: 2359-3267 (302 amino acids)
Molecular function (GO): protein binding
Source: RefSeq, a predicted model, not a curated record
GCAUUCAGUUCAUCGCAGCCCCGCCAUGGGUACGGACACGGUUCAUCUUCCUCCGGAGCUUUGGGAUCGGAUUUUCGACCUGCUGCCGUUCAAGCACCAGCUCGAAAAGGCCACCGUUUGUCACGCUUGGAACAACCGGGUCGCCAGGUGGGCCACUCUGCGCCUCUCGUGUCCCACCACUAGAAUCGAGGAACACUAUUCCAUAGUCAGUAAAUCGCUCCGAAACUACAGGAGUUUCUCGGCGGAGACGAUUCGUACCGAAGAGGACUACCAGUGUGUCCAGAAAGUUUUACAAGAGUGUCAGCGUAAAUUUUGCGUGCAACGAUUUCGCUUCUGGUACGUUACUGGUGCAAUUUUCGAGCGAUUCUUGAGGGAACACUUUGAAUGGUUCCGUUCGGCGCGAUGUCUUGUGGUGAACCUGUGCGAAGAGGAGCCCUUUCCGGUGGAUGUUUUGCGCGAGUUAACGGGUUUACGGGAACUUCGAUUGCUCAAUUUGAGUGACGUGACCGUGGAUUGGUCCGCGAUUGCCAUUCGAUCUGAACACAUCACUAAACUAACGAUAGACGCAGCGUGGUACUUCAACGACGAAGCCCUAGAGCAAUUGGUGGAAGCCAUAUGUAGAUGUCGUAAUCUGACUGAGUUGACUCUUCGCUCGAACGAUACAACGAGUUUGGGAAUGCUAGCAGAAUCUCUGGGUAGAUUAGAAAAACUCACUUUAAUGGGCCUGCACAUACGACUGGUCGAAGAUUCGCUCCAUUUUCCGAGCUUAAUAUAUUUUAAUUUCGACAUCGAUUGGUUUGUGUUCGAGAAACCUUACCUCGUUAUAAAGUCACCGCGCCUACAGACUCUUCUAAUAUGCAAGCGAACGAUUCCCUUUGUCAAGUUCCCCGACAGCAGUCAACUCUCGAGAUUGCAUUUGUACGGUUACAGCCUGUCGAUGGCCCAUCCAUGUUUCACGACGGUGAAAGAUCUCACGCUAACCACGUGCGAACCGGCCAACCGAGAGGCCAUCAUGGAGGAGAUACAGCUUUUCCCCAGCAUUGAGUACCUGUCGGUGAAACUGCGAUGUAAAAGCUGUACAAUAGUGGUACCCGAGGCUGCCACUUUUCAGCACGUAGUCCGCUUGCAUUUGAACAACUUUGUGCUUUCGAUGGAGUUUUUCGCGGAUAUUGCGCGAAUGAAGCUGCUAGAGCACUUAUCGGUAGAAGAGUGCAACUUUUCGCUGGACCCAUCGGAUGAGGUCCCACUGCUAUUACCUCAUCUCAGUUACUUCAACGUCAAACGGGUAUCGAUGCCAAUGACGGUGGACAGCUUUCCGAUAAUCGGCAACGAAGACCAGCCGCCCGUCGUCAUUGUGGACAAGCUUCGAACGCAUCUGUGGCGAAGCGACAACUUCAACCACGUGUUCAGCUCGCGUCGUGACUGAUGAUUUGGCAGCACUGGAUGGCUACUACUACUACAGAUACUGUUAUCUCACGCACAAAACGUAAACAUUGUUCAUUCUUCAUUCACAACUUCAUUCAUCUACUUUGAACGCAAACAGCUGAUACGGGUGUCAAAUGCGGCAACAGGGCAAAAUACACCCCCGCACAGAAUCACGAAAACGUAAACAAAUGGCGCUUCCAGUAGUCGCGCAAUAAUUUCAAAGGGGACAAGUUGUCGUUCGAUUUGUUGCCGGCGGAAAUCCUGCAGAAGAUAUUCGAUUAUGUGCCACGAGCCGAGCAGUUGCAGAAACCGUCCAUUAGCCGCCGUUGGAACCAGUUGCAGUUAAGGGAAACGUAUCUGAUCCUGGCCUAUGGAGAGCAGGUAAUCAACGAGAGGAUACUUCGGCGGACGAAACGAGGAUACUGUUGCUUCUCGAUUGAGUUCAGCGAGCCGUUUGAGGAGUUGAAGCCUCGGUUGCAGAUUUGUGCGGAGAAUUUCUUCCUGCGGAAGCUGAUUCUUGACGGUAUCCAGUCGUACGCGCUGUUAUUGUUUGCCCAAGAAUACCGCCAAUGGUUGCGAAGUGUGGUCCAUUUUUCCGUGACGGUGUCCAACAGAGACGGAUCUGGAAACGGAGAGGAACAUUUGGAUCUCCCACGGUUGAGGGUUUUGUCCUGGACGUGCAACGCCGAAGAUGGGAACAAGACACUCCCGAAAUUUGUCUUGAACGCACCGGUGCUCGAAGAUGUGUAUGUGGAAUGCAGCGGAGAAGUGGACCAGGCGCCGUUAGUCCUGGAACACACGACUAAUCUCAAAUCGUUGGGAAUAUUCGUUCCUAAGCUGAUCCCCAUUCUAUUCCCAAACGGAUUGCUCGUCCUAGAUUGCCUAAGAAUCUACAAUGCGGUAAGACCGUUUGCCUGGAACCUAGACCAGCUCAUGCUUCCCCGGCUGACGGUUCUGGAGCUCUGUGGUUGUACGAUUAGCAGCGAAUCUUUAGCUACCUUGCGGAACUUCCCUCUCCUAGAAACCCUAAUUAUCCAAACGGAGACAACGCACCUAAUCAAUCUCCACCAAAUAGCCAAUGCCUUACCUAAACUGAAACAGCUCCGACUGUUCGACGUCAAGUGGACACACAAUCCAGAGGCGCUGAUUUUCCCAUCUCUCCGAAUCCUGGACGUAAACGACACCACGCAGAACGGAGACGGAUGGCCCCUAGAAAUCACCGCUCCCCAUCUAAUCACACUCAAAGGCACCGCCCUCAACCUCCUCGGUUUCGAACUGGCCAACCCCUCCUCGGUGAAGUGUCUCAUCCUCCACGGUCUGUACCUCAACUACUUCCAACCUCGCCUGUUUGCCUCGGUCAUGAUCCUGCACAUCGACAUCACCUGCGACGGCCGGCAGCUCAUGAUAAACGAGUGCAUCCACCAGUUUCCGAUUCUCACCCGGCUGACGCUGGUCCUGCACGGGAAGCAAUCGCCGGUGUCGCUCAGCGGACAUCUGCUGGCCAUCAGUUUCGUCAACCUGCGCUACCUGCAUCUGCGCAAUUUCGAUUUGGACUACAACUUCCUGGUCGGAAUGGGGAAGUGCCUCAAGCUGAGGACGUUAAUUCUGCAGGACGGAACGCUAACUGUCUCGUCGGACGACAGACCGGUGUACUUUUCCGACCAGCAGCACUUCUACCUGCAGAACGUGAAGAUUCCGCCGGAGGUAAUGUCCUUUCCGGUGUUCAACCCUCCGACCAGGAUGAUUCUGGCGCUCCCGGAUGGCAACGUGUUCAGCACCGUCAAGUGGGACGAACAGCAUAUUAAGAGUGCCGAGGAUUACGUUACGUUUUUGCUUGGGUGAGAGUUACUUCUCAGUGGCAUAUGAUCAAAAGUCGUUUUCUGUAUGGUUUUCAACUAUUUAUCAAGUGUAUUUCUUUGCAUUUUUCUGAUGUUUAAUAUAUACGAGUUUAUGAUUAA